AUGACUGAGAACGUAUUCUGGACAGAGAAGCCUGUUGUUGCCGCUGUUGGGGCGGCUGGGUUGUUCUGGGUUUCUUACCUUAUUGCUGCCAUUGGGACAUACUACGAGUUCUAUCACGAUGUAAUCAAGGAUGGCACAUACCUGUGGAGGAUCGAAGAGAUGCAUCGCAAAUACGGACCAGUUGUCCGAAUCAAUGCCGAUGAGCUACAUAUCCAUGAUCCAGACUUCUACUCAAAGGUCUACGCAGGGUCCAAGCGAGUCAACAAGUAUGGCCCCGCGGUCGCCACCUUCACAGUACCCAGGGCAAGCUUGGCCACGAUCGACCACAAUGUUCACCGCCUGCGACGCAGUAUCCUCAACCCAUACUUCUCCAAGCGUGCCGUAACAAUGCUCGAGCCCCUCAUCAAUGAUAAGGUUGAUCGGCUUUGCCGUCGUCUUGAGGAGUGGAUCGGUCAGAGGACAGCAGUAGACCUAGACGCAGCCAUGGCAGCCUUGACGGCUGAUAUUGUGAGCAUCUACUUUUAUGGCAAAGACUUUGACUACCUCGGUGGAAAGAACUUCAAGUUUGUUGUCAGAGAUGCAAUUCUUGGCCUCGUCGGAUUUUACCAUUUCUCUCGCUUUGUUCCCGCGGUGGCCAACUUCAUCAACAGCCUGCCAAUCCCCAUUGUCCGCAUGAUUCAACCCGGAGCUGCGGCUCUCCUUGAGUCGCAACAAGAAACCAAGGCCGAGAUCCAACAGUCACUCAAUGAAAAAGACAAUGUCAAGUCAAACGUGGCAAUGUUCCACUUGCUACGUGACAAGUCUCUUUUGCAGAAGCUUCGGGAUGAGUUGAGCACUGUGGAUAAGGGGCCGGGUGGUCAGUGGGCGUACAACCAGCUCGAGACUCUGCCGUACCUUACUCCAGUUAGCGAGUCUACCCUUCUCGUUCACCUUGAUCCCUCAAUCUUCCCGAGCCCCAAUACAUUUGACCCUGACCGCUGGGUGAGAGCUGCUAGAGAGGGUGUACACCUCAGCAAAUACCUAUGCAGCUUCACCAAGGGGACGAGGCAGUGUCUUGGCAUCAACCUAGCCUACGCCGAGCUGUACAUAGCCGUCGCAAAAACCGCGACGUCAUUCGAAAUGGAGCUCUACAACACGAGCCUCGAAGACGUUCAAGUCCAUCAUAUUCGUCUAACAGGGUACCCGAAGACAGGCACGGGUGAGAUCAAGGCAACUGUUACGUCAAAGGCCUAA
Molecule: messenger RNA, 1233 nt
Organism: Fusarium falciforme
Lineage: Eukaryota; Fungi; Ascomycota; Sordariomycetes; Hypocreales; Nectriaceae
Exons: 6
Coding region: 1-1233 (410 amino acids)
Molecular function (GO): oxidoreductase activity, acting on paired donors, with incorporation or reduction of molecular oxygen; heme binding; iron ion binding
Source: RefSeq, a predicted model, not a curated record